ACCAAGCUUAUUUGUGACUAUUCACGAAGCAAGUUACUCUCAAUCUCACACUCAUCGAAGAGAAGAGGAACCAUGUCUUCAAAGGGCAAGAGGAAGGAGGAGCAGGACAACGCUUCUGAUGCCGACUCUGAAGGCCAUGCACCGCCCAAAAAAACCUCCAAAACCGCCACUACCACCAACGCCGAUUCUGAGGACCCCGACUCCAUCGUCGUCUGCGAGAUUUCGAAGAACAGGAGGGUUUCGGUGAGGAACUGGCAGGGGAAAAUUGUCGUCGACAUUCGUGAGUUUUACGUCAAAGAUGGCAAGCAACUCCCUGGAAAGAAAGGGAUCUCGUUGACCAUGGAUCAGUGGAAUGUGCUUCGUAACCACGUUGAAGAAAUUGACAAGGCAGUUACUGAGAAUUCCUGAAGAAAUGAACAAUGACUUUGCUAGGUCAAAUGGUAGUAGCUUUGUUGUAGGCCUCCUUUUUUGUUUUUGCAAUUAGCGGCACAGAUAGCCCCUGCAUAACUUGAUGCAUGUAAAGUGAUUUACUCUACAUACUAAUAUGUUAGUUAGUAGUAAUCAGUUAACUGCGCUUGUGUUGUUCAGAUAAUCUGUUAGUGCAAUUUUCUCAUGGGCCUCUCUUUCCUAA
Arachis ipaensis is the source of this 631-nucleotide messenger RNA. Its product is annotated as RNA polymerase II transcriptional coactivator KIWI. The record is from RefSeq and is a predicted model, not a curated record. Gene Ontology annotation, molecular function: transcription coactivator activity; DNA binding. Lineage: Eukaryota; Viridiplantae; Streptophyta; Magnoliopsida; Fabales; Fabaceae. Gene Ontology annotation, biological process: positive regulation of transcription initiation by RNA polymerase II.